AUGAGUGAGGAGGAAAUUGCAGCUGAGUUGCAAACUCAAGGUGUUACUGCUGUGAAGCGAUUCACCAAAAAGAAAGAUGAUGGUACUAUUAUGAAACUGAAUACGUACCUUUUUACAUUUGCUCUUUCUUCUAUUCCAAAGAGUUUAAAGGCUGGAUACUUCAACAUCGGAGUGGAGGUAUACGUACCAAAUCCACUCCGAUGCUUCAAAUGUCAACAGUUUGGUCAUGGGGCCAAGUUUUGCCGUAACAACACGGCGUGUUCCCGUUGUGGUGGAGCUCACGAGGGCUCUGAGUGCACCAAUACCAUCAAGUGUGCUAACUGCAACGGAGAACACUUGGCCUCAUCCAAGUCCUGUCCUAGAUAUGAGCGUGAAACUAAAAUUCAGAAAAUAAAACACACAAACAACAUAUCUUACUUUGAAGCAAAAACGUUGGUUCCUGCUCCAAAUAUUUCAACUGUUAAGUACUCAGCUGCAGUUUCCUCCCCAGCACUUGUUGCCAAACCUACCAUGUCAUCGACAUCCUGUCAAACUUCGAUAUCUUGGGUAGAUGAACAGCGCAUUCUGGAUGACCAUACCCAGUUUGCUCCUUCUCUGCCCAAUAUCUCCACGUCAGCCUCACAGACAGACAUUAUUUCACCAGAGCCUUCAGUAGAGUGA
Haliotis rufescens (red abalone) is the source of this 660-nucleotide messenger RNA. RefSeq lists its product as uncharacterized. The record is from RefSeq and is a predicted model, not a curated record. The transcript has a single exon. Lineage: Eukaryota; Metazoa; Mollusca; Gastropoda; Lepetellida; Haliotidae. Bases 1 to 660 code for a protein of 219 amino acids.